AUGAUUGUUGUUAUGCACCAGACCAUGGUCACUGUCAAUAUUCUAAAAUGGGUGGUUUUCACAUUAUUUCCUGUAGUCACCACGGUACCUAUUCCCCCUUUUGCCCCCCGCCCACUCUGUAAUUUCCAGUUGGCCCUUGCAAAUCAAGCCUGUUCAUAUCUGCCAUCAUCACAAAUAUCUACUUCACCUCCCUCCCCUUUUGCCCCUGUUCGUACACCUCCACCACCUCCACCUGAUCAUAGUCUCAGCCGCAAACGUAGAUACACACAUAGAUAUGGUCAUGUACACGGUCACGGUCACGGUCACGAUAAUGAUCAUGGUCAUGGCCGUGGUCAUGAUCAUGAUCGUGGUCAUGGUCGUGGUCCUGAUCAUGGUCAUGGAAAUGAAAGCGGGCACAAUCAAACUUUUGGCCAUGGUCAAGGACAUGAACACGGGCAAAAUCGGAGUCAAGUGCACAAGCAUGAUCAUGAUGACCAUCACAAGCAUAAGCAUGGUCAUAGACAUAGAAUGUCACCUGUAGAACAGCAAUGCUGUAAGUGGUUAGCUCAGGUAGAUGACGAAUGUGUAUGUGAACUGCUUGGGCACUUGCCACCUUUUCUUAUUAGACCUGUUCAUGAAUACACAGUUAGAGUUGUUGACGCUUGCAAUAACACAUACACUUGCGGAGCACAAUUUAGGAUCUAA
Messenger RNA from Erigeron canadensis, 684 nucleotides. Its product is annotated as annexin B11-like. The transcript has a single exon. Bases 1 to 684 code for a protein of 227 amino acids. The record is from RefSeq and is a predicted model, not a curated record. NCBI's taxonomy places the organism in Eukaryota, Viridiplantae, Streptophyta, Magnoliopsida, Asterales, Asteraceae.